This is a messenger RNA of Dichotomopilus funicola, 1248 nucleotides long. RefSeq names its product 3-ketoacyl-CoA thiolase. The record is from RefSeq and is a predicted model, not a curated record. Gene Ontology annotation, biological process: phenylacetate catabolic process; fatty acid beta-oxidation. The transcript is spliced from 4 exons. Gene Ontology annotation, molecular function: acetyl-CoA C-acyltransferase activity. Bases 1 to 1248 code for a protein of 415 amino acids. Gene Ontology annotation, cellular component: peroxisome. Lineage: Eukaryota; Fungi; Ascomycota; Sordariomycetes; Sordariales; Chaetomiaceae.
AUGGCGGUGGAACGUCUCGGCUCGAUCCUCAAGCACCUGUCCCCAGGUAGCUCGCUCUCCCAGAUAACCUCCAAAAACCAGGAUGAUAUCGUCAUCACCCUCGCCAUCCGCACGCCCCUGGCAAAGGCGAGGAAGGGCGGAUUCAAGGACACGAGCCUCGAGUACAUGACUUAUGCGCUGCUCAAAGAGGUCCGCGAGCGCAGCAAGCUGGAACCGGGUCUCGUCGAAGAUAUCUGCCUCGGGAAUGUCUCGGAUAGCAAAGCUGCCUACAAACUCCGCGCUGCCGCCCUCGCCGCCGGCUUCCCCAACACCGCGAGCUGCUCCAGCCUCAACCGUUUCUGUUCGUCCGGCCUCAAGGCAGUCGCCGACAUUUCCCACGCCAUCAGCAGCGGGUCGAUCGAGAUCGGCAUCGCGAUGGGCGCCGAGCAGAUGACGAUUGGAGGAGACGCGCUGGAGAAACCAUUCGACGAGAAGGUGACCAGCCAGUCGCAAGAGUCGGCCGACUGCAUGCAGCCGAUGGGCUGGACCAGCGAAAAUGUCAGCCGCGACUUCAACAUCACGCGCGAAGAGAUGGACAAGUAUGCGGCCGAGAGCUUCCGGCGCGCUGAGCAGGCGCAAAAGGACGGGUUGUUCGACGACGAGAUUGUACCGAUCAAGACGAGCAUUGAGAACCCCGACAAGACGUGGAAGGAGGUCACGCUCACCAAGGACGAGGGCAUCCGGCCCGGCACCACCGCCGAGGGCCUGGGCAAGAUCCGGGCUGCGUUCCCGCAAUGGGGGCCAACCACGACCGGUGGCAACGCCAGCCAGGUCACUGACGGAGCCGCCGCUGUUCUGUUGAUGAAGCGGUCAACAGCCAUCAAGCUAGGCCAGCCCAUCCUCGCCAAGUACGUCGGCUCGACGACAGCGGGCCUCGCCCCGCGCAUCAUGGGCAUCGGCCCGACCCUUGCCAUCCCGAAGCUGCUCGCCCAGCACAACAUUUCGUUGGCCGACAUCGACGUCAUCGAGGUCAACGAGGCCUUUGCCAGCAUGGCCGUCUACUGCCGCGACACGCUCGGGUUGGACUGGGCCAAGAUGAACCCCCGUGGCGGCGCUAUUGCGUUGGGCCACCCCCUGGGCGCCACUGGUGCGAGGCAGAUUGUCACAGGUUUGAGCGAGUGCCGGCGGACGGGGAAGAAGCUUCUAUUGACGAGCAUGUGCGUUGGUACGGGAAUGGGUAUGGCGGGGUUGUUUGUGAAUGAGCAAUGA